Molecule: messenger RNA, 454 nt
Organism: Drosophila biarmipes
Lineage: Eukaryota; Metazoa; Arthropoda; Insecta; Diptera; Drosophilidae
Exons: 1
Coding region: 59-391 (110 amino acids)
Source: RefSeq, a predicted model, not a curated record
GCAUCCAUCAAUCAGCUAUCUUCAAUCUCUCCUGGAAUCCCUUCAAGAAGCAGCAAAAAUGAAGUUCUUCGUUCUGAGUCUCGCCUUGAUCGCCCUGUUCUCCUGCUCCCUGGCCCUUCCUGUGGAUCUGGACAACGGUGAACCGCUGACUCUGCUGGAAUUGGAGGCGGAGCAGGAACCCCAAGUGGAUGAACUGGAGGGCGAGCGAGUUGUCCGAGGGCUAGGUGGCCUGGGAGGACUUGGUGGCAAAUUUGGCGGCUUCGGCGGACUUGGUGGCCUGAAGGGAGGAUUCGGUGGACUGGGACACGGCUUUGGCGGUGGAUUCGGAGGACAUGGUUUCGGCGGCGGCUUCGGCAGCUUCAAGAGUCUGUUCAACAAGAAGUUCCGCUAGUAUAUCAGCCAUACAUCCAAAUUAUAGUCUUAAUAUUUCGUAAUAAAGCUUAGUUUAGUUAAA